AUGCCAUCGUCCGAGCAACCCAAUUCUCGACAGUGUUCAUUGCCGCAUAUCAUUGCGCAAGGUCAUGGCUACAAAUUGAGAUCUCUCAAUAAACAUUCCCGAUCGACGAGUUCGGUGGUCUCAAGGCUACGUGAACACUGGUCGGAAAGCGAUAGAGACGACAACAGAAGUGCAAAAACCACUGCUUUACACGGUGUUGGUAAUAUGAUGGUACACCAAGCAUUGCCUAUCAGUUGGGAUGCUUCUGACAUGACCGCACUUUCACCAGAACCACCCGCAACAAGUAGCGAACAGAAAAUUCAAUCUCGGGAAACUCCUCAGCCAUGGUCUGGACCAAGAGAAGGUGAAGGGCCUCUUGACCCUAUCUACGUUUUCCUCAUGAUUGCCGUACCCAUUAUCGUUGGGGCUUUAUUCACUUGUAUGUUUUGUUUGUGUUUUUGGAACAGAAGGAAGAUGAGAAAAGAGAGGAAUAGAGCACAAGAGGUGCCAUUAGACUCUCUGCCGCCCUACUCUAAUGAUCAGAAUCCUCCUGCAUAUGCGAAGUAA
Messenger RNA from Fusarium graminearum PH-1, 546 nucleotides. RefSeq lists its product as uncharacterized. Lineage: Eukaryota; Fungi; Ascomycota; Sordariomycetes; Hypocreales; Nectriaceae. The coding region runs from base 1 to 546 and encodes 181 amino acids. The record is from RefSeq and is a predicted model, not a curated record. The transcript is spliced from 2 exons.